Molecule: messenger RNA, 609 nt
Organism: Aspergillus nomiae NRRL 13137
Lineage: Eukaryota; Fungi; Ascomycota; Eurotiomycetes; Eurotiales; Aspergillaceae
Exons: 2
Coding region: 1-609 (202 amino acids)
Source: RefSeq, a predicted model, not a curated record
AUGAGAUUUCAGCAGUUAGCUCUCCUCGGCUUGGUUGCUCUGGCAGCUUCGGUUCCUCUUUCUGCGAAAGAUAGCCGUGCCAAGCUUGCAUCAGAAGCCUCUCUGUCUCGUAAGAAUGAAUACAGCGAUGUCUCCGCUCGUGCCACUGUCCCUGGCUUCCAGAGCGAGAGAGCCACUAUUGUCCUUCGCGGCGAAGCAGCUGGAAAUGGUACCAGACAUGGCAAAGGUGGCGAGGGUGGCAAGCAGGGCGGAGAAGGCAAAGACGGCAAAGAAGGCGGAAAAGAUGAAGGCGAAGGGGAUAACCAAGAGGAUGACGAGGGUGAUGAUGAUGAGGGCGACGACGAGGAAGGUGAGGAGGGUGGUGAUGGUGAGAAAGGUGGAGAGGGCCACAAGGGUCCACACAGAGGCCAGAACGGCCAGGAAGGCGAACAUGGUAAGGGAGGAGAACAUGGUAAGGGAGGAGAACAUGAUAAGGGAGGAGAACAUGGUCAGGUAGGUGAGCAUGGUAAGGGAGGUGAACACGGUCAGGGAGGCCAGCAGACCCAGCAGGGACAUGAGGGCCAAGGGCCAAAUAGAAGAUGCAACGGGGCUACCACGGCCUCUAAAUGA